AUGGAUUUGCUACGAGCUCUAGUUUACGAGUACUUGCCAAAUGAUUCAUUACAGAAGUUCAUAUCCUCAGCAGACUCAAGGAACCAUUUCCUUGGCUGGGAAAGGUUGAAUCGUGUUGCUCUAGGCAUAGCCAAGGGGAUUGAAUAUCUUCACCAGGGGUGUGAUCAAAGAAUCCUCCAUUUUGAUAUCAAACCACAGAAUAUCCUGCUUGACAAUGAAUUCAAUCCCAAAAUCGCCGAUUUUGGGAUGGCUAAGCUGUGUUCCAAGGAUAAAAGUGCCAUAUCCAUGACGACUGCUAGGGGGACUGUUGGCUACAUUGCCCCAGAAGUGUUAUCGAGGAACUUCGGGAACGUUUCCUAUAAAUCAGAUGUUUACAGCUUUGGGAUGUUGGUGUUGGAAAUGGUUGGAGGAAGGAAGAACGUCGAUGAUACAGCAGAAAAUGGCGACCAGAUAUACUUCCCGGAAUGGAUUUAUAAUCUCUUAGAAAAGGAAGAAGACCUGCGGUUUCAUAUCGAUGGAGAAGAAGAUGCUAAAAUUGCAAAGAAACUAGCAAUUGUGGGGCUGUGGUGCAUUCAGUGGAACCCAGCAGAGCGUCCUUCCAUGAAAACUGUUGUCCAAAUGCUUGAAGGGGAAGGAGAAAACUUAACAAAGCCUCCCGAUCCUUUCAGCUCCUCUGUCCCUAAGAGAACAAGUGCAGGCCGCAUGCCAGCGAGACGUCUUCACCAAGAGUUGGCAGCCAUCUCAGAAAUCGAGUGA
Molecule: messenger RNA, 756 nt
Organism: Populus euphratica (Euphrates poplar)
Lineage: Eukaryota; Viridiplantae; Streptophyta; Magnoliopsida; Malpighiales; Salicaceae
Product: glycerophosphodiester phosphodiesterase protein kinase domain-containing GDPDL2-like
Exons: 2
Coding region: 1-756 (251 amino acids)
Biological process (GO): protein phosphorylation
Molecular function (GO): protein kinase activity; ATP binding
Source: RefSeq, a predicted model, not a curated record